CGCAGAUCGAUUUGGCAUCUCUCCCUCGGUUCCACACCCUCUCCAUCACGAGUUCCCCUAUCUCUCUCUCCACACACGCAUACAAAUUCCUGCACUUUUACUCUCCAUACAUCCAUAGUACGCUGAAUCUUGGCCUAGGGUUGAGGCAUAUCUUCUCGGGGGAACCAUUUUUUUCUUUGUUUUUCGUAAGCGGGGCCGUACUGAAGAACGGACGGUUGGAUCUGGAAAGAGACGGAGAAUAGAGCAAGAUGAGUGCGGAUCUGGUGGCUGAGAGCACACAUGGGAAUCUUGACGAGCAGAUUUCCCAGCUCAUGCAGUGCAAGCCGUUGUCAGAACCAGAGGUUCGGGGCUUGUGCGAGAAGGCAAAAGAGAUAUUAAUGGAUGAAAGUAAUGUUCAGCCGGUAAAAAGCCCAGUUACAAUUUGUGGUGAUAUUCAUGGCCAGUUUCAUGAUCUUGCCGAACUUUUUCGUAUUGGAGGGAAGUGUCCAGACACGAACUACCUUUUCAUGGGAGAUUAUGUUGAUCGUGGAUACUACUCAGUUGAAACUGUCACUCUUUUAGUGGCUCUGAAGGUGCGAUAUCCUCAACGGAUCACAAUUCUUCGAGGAAAUCAUGAAAGCCGACAGAUCACUCAAGUAUAUGGUUUUUAUGAUGAAUGUCUGAGGAAGUAUGGAAAUGCCAAUGUUUGGAAGAUAUUCACUGACCUGUUUGACUAUUUCCCUCUGACUGCGCUGGUUGAAUCAGAAAUCUUCUGUCUGCAUGGUGGAUUGUCCCCAUCUGUUGAAACCCUUGAUAAUAUAAGGAACUUUGAUCGUGUUCAAGAAGACAUAUCUGAGCAAUUCAACCACACCAACAAUCUGAAAUUAAUUGCAAGAGCCCAUCAGCUGGUUAUGGAAGGAUAUAAUUGGGCCCAUGAACAAAAGGUUGUCACCAUUUUUAGUGCACCAAACUACUGUUACCGGUGUGGAAAUAUGGCCUCCAUUUUGGAAGUUGAUGACUGCAGAGAGCAUACCUUCAUCCAGUUUGAACCAGCUCCAAGGAGAGGAGAACCGGAUGUUACUCGGAGGACGCCCGACUAUUUCUUGUAGAGCUUAACAGUUGCCGAUUUUCGACAGCCAGCUGUCUCAUACAUGCUGUUCUGUGAGAUUUGACUUUUGAGCAUCAAGUUAAUGAAGCAUUUCUUGAAGGCAUGUAAGAUAGAUAGAUGAAAGACCCUUUUGUCUUUUAAGUUAUGACCUAUGUUAGGUUUAGAGGGUGGAGAGUCGUUGGGUUUGGGGAUGCAUUUGUGUAACCGUGUUUCAUUUUUUUCUUUUCUAUGCUCUAUUGUUCCCCCUAGCAAAUAAUUUUGUUCGUUGUUUUUUGCAUCUUCCGUUACAUCACGGCCAUUAUCUGGACAAGGUGUUUUUUUGGAAGUAAUUCUGGAUUUUUAUAGUUUGGCCUAAUUGCCCGUAAAAGCACACGACCUUAC
Molecule: messenger RNA, 1468 nt
Organism: Striga asiatica
Lineage: Eukaryota; Viridiplantae; Streptophyta; Magnoliopsida; Lamiales; Orobanchaceae
Source: the annotation of a GenBank genome assembly